UCACCAAUAUAUCCAAAUAUCAUCACCGGCCCAGACGUCAUUCACUCCUUUGAAUUGUGCUGGUAGCAGUAAGGUGUCAUCAUUUGAGAUGGUCACAGUAUCCAAUACACUGAAGUCACAGGACUCAAAUUUCAUACAUGUUCACAGGGUCUCUGCCAAAAUCUUUUGAGGAUUUUUCCUCUGCUAGAGCAUCCAUGGAUGCAAUUGAAACAACCCAGGACAUCCCAACACAUAUGGACAAUCAGGCCAUGGCCUACAGUAUGUACAAAAGUUGCCAUACUUUUAAAGCAGUAACUUGCGUGCCUCCAAAUGGUGCACUUACAUUUUGCUCCAUGCUGUACCCAGGUUCUACUUCUGAUGUAGCUAUUGUACGUCACAGCCAAGUUUUACGAAAGUUCAAAGCUGGAGACCUUAUUUUGGCGGUCAAAGGUUUCACCAUUCAUGACCAGUUGCCCCUGGGUGUCUGCUUAAUUAUAAAAGCUCUUUUAUCGACACGAGGCCAGUUUACCAAACAAGAAGCAGCACUGUGUUACAAGAUUGCUAAAGCACUUUUUCAUGUGGAAAGAGCCAACGAGAGGAUAAAGAAUUACGAGAUUCUCCUUCACAUCCCAUCUACUUACAGACCAAUCUCAACAAAAAUAUUUCAACUCUGUUCUUGUCUUGUAAACUUGCAAGCUCCACUUUUGAAAGAAAUUACUUAAAGAUACAUGUACUUAUUAUAAAUUUGCAUUGGCGUGUGACAGUAUACACUAAACAGUAAAGAUAUUCAUACCAAAGUGCAAGGGAUAAGCAAAUUUUUAUUUGUUAUCAAUGUCAAUGGUUAUAUUUGUUAACUUUGUAGUAUGUUGUAAUACAUGUACUUCAGAAAAUGAAAAUCCCUUUUGUUAGCAUGGAUUUAUUACAAGAAUGUUUGGCAAUUUCAUUCUUCAUUUGACAAUAUAAUUUGGAAGAGGGUUUACUUAUAAUUUUAAAUCUCUAGUUUCAAGUAUAUUUAACUUUAAAGCACAACUCAACAAAUUCAUGUUUUCAACAAUUUAUCUAUUAAGAAAGACAAAAAUGUUACAUUUUCACUUUGAGAAUAACAUCUUCAAUUCAUUAAUAAAAUGAUUCUAAAUUUU
Saccostrea cuccullata (small rock oyster) is the source of this 1118-nucleotide messenger RNA. RefSeq lists its product as uncharacterized. The record is from RefSeq and is a predicted model, not a curated record. Lineage: Eukaryota; Metazoa; Mollusca; Bivalvia; Ostreida; Ostreidae. The transcript is spliced from 2 exons. Bases 138 to 701 code for a protein of 187 amino acids.